AUGACUAUCAGCCUCUUCGGCCUUCUCUCCCUCACCACCGCCCUCCCAACAAUCUUCGAUGCCCCCAUUUCGCUUGCAAUCCGCCCGGGCACCUCCGCCGACACGUGCAGAGUCCUUAUCUGCACCGGCCCAAAUUCCAGUGGGCAAUGUGUUGAUGUCACAGGCCCAAGUGCAGACUGCAUCUCCAUCGCCUCUGACAUUGGGGAGCAAUACUCCAACGACGCCUCUAGCUUCGUCAUCGAGGACGGAUGCAUUUGCACCCUCACCGAUAAUGCCUACUGCUACCAGACUGGCGGCGCUCGGUCGAUUCAUCUUUCCGGAAGCGGCUCGACGAACUUGGCUGAUUACGGCUUCGACUACCUACUGCAGAGUUAUAUCUGCAAUCGUUAGGCUAAGAGACCUUGGCGGAUCGAUUCAUAUGGGGCGUGGAUUUUGGAAAGACGAAGCACGAAUAUUGGAUGGCUGCGCUAAGACUUGUUGAGUGUCGGAGGGCAAAUUGAAUCGCAUUGGAAUUGCAAGCUUGGUCUGCCAAAAUUGGAUUCCAAUUCUACAGCGCCUCAUGUUUAGGACACUAGCACUCUCGAACCACGAACCUUCAAGUUACUGUUGCGAUAGCGUUUCAUUUUCACAAAAACAGUGGGUUCUCUUUCAAAUCAUCGGCUAUUCAACACUAUUCAACUUGCUUGAAAUCUGUUUUGCGUAACCGAAAAGAUUGUCCCAAAACAUAGACGUCCU
Molecule: messenger RNA, 735 nt
Organism: Mytilinidion resinicola
Lineage: Eukaryota; Fungi; Ascomycota; Dothideomycetes; Mytilinidiales; Mytilinidiaceae
Exons: 3
Coding region: 59-481 (140 amino acids)
Source: RefSeq, a predicted model, not a curated record